CAUUAACAGCCGCCGCAGCUGCCGCCAGCUUAACCCCCUCGGCUCCGGGCGGAGCGCCGGGAGCCAUCCCUUGCUCUCCUUUAAUGGCACCGUGACAAGGCAAAGUCACCGCAGGACGAGCGGCCCGGCAGGAAAAAAGGGUUUCCAUGGGGCUCCGCACCCCCAUGGACCCGCGGCCGCUCCUGCAGCGUCCUGGCUGGGUGUCCCCUGUCCCCUGUUCACGGGACAGGAGCGCUGGGAGCGGCCCCGCGUGUCCCCGAGCUGCUCAAAUUGUCCCAGGCUGGAACCGCCGCUGUCCCCACGCUCAGGCUGGUCCCGAGGGGCAGGGGCUGCUCCCCGCACCCCGGGACCGCUCCCCGCACCCCGGGACCGCUCCCCGCACCCCGGGACCUCUCCCUGCACCCCGGGACCGCUCCCCGCACCCCAGGACCGCAGCUCGGGGCUCUCGGAGCUCCCUCUCCCUUUCCCCGCAGCUUUUCCAAGGAUCAUCAAUGGCUGUAACUUUAUCCCGGCGUGUUUACAACCCAGCUGCGGCUCUUGGCUCCCUCAGCCGUGCCGGGGGCCAGCUCGGCUCCCGCUCAGCCGCCACACGGCGCUGUCACAGUGUCCCUGUCCCCCCCUCCCCGCCCCCCGCACGCUGCGGUCCCCACGGGACCAUCGGGAUCAGCGCCUGCAUCCCCAUGGAGAGGGGGCUGGAGGAGGCGGAGCGCAGCGGAACGGAUGGACAGAUGUCCCUGUCACCUCCCCCCGCCCCCGCAGCGCCGUUGGCAGCGUUACCCAACCUGCCGAGGGGUUGAAUGAUUAACCUCGGGCUGCGCCGCCGCUCGAGUGGUGUCCCUGCGGUGUCCCUGCACAGCCCCGCGGCGCGGUGGCACCUGGGGACCCUGCGCUUCUGUCACCAGCUCCCAGGAGCAUCCCAUGCCAGGCCCCCUCAGCUUGUCCCCACAAGCACACAGAGGGUCUCCACCCUGUCCCUCACCCCUGUCCCAAG
Molecule: messenger RNA, 991 nt
Organism: Serinus canaria (Common canary)
Lineage: Eukaryota; Metazoa; Chordata; Aves; Passeriformes; Fringillidae
Exons: 1
Coding region: 147-797 (216 amino acids)
Source: RefSeq, a predicted model, not a curated record